Molecule: messenger RNA, 1053 nt
Organism: Acanthopagrus latus (yellowfin seabream)
Lineage: Eukaryota; Metazoa; Chordata; Actinopteri; Spariformes; Sparidae
Exons: 2
Coding region: 293-811 (172 amino acids)
Source: RefSeq, a predicted model, not a curated record
GCUGCAGGUUGUCUUGCAUGUCCAAAAUAGGAUUUGAGUGCUGGUGCACAAAAAUAUAAAUUUACUCAGUUUAUCUUCUGAGAGGUAGUUUCCAAGAAACUCAGAAUUUACUUUUUGUAAAUUGCUUGAUUUUUCUCCACAGGAAGAGAAGUGCAUCUCAUUUAUUCACAGUGUUUUUAAAAAAAAUGAGGAAAUUAGAUUCAAAGCUUGGGAAACAAGGAUUUCUAUCCAUGUGAUUCAGCGAUGUGGUCUGAAUACACACCCAAAGAAUUGUUGCGAAAGAAGGAACGAAAUGCGUCCCUAUGGUCUGAGGCAGAGCAUUCGAUGUCCUAAGAAAUAUGGGGAGACUAUUAAGGAGAGAAAAUACAUGUUGGCCCCAACUAAUGAUCUGGACCUUGUAUGUGAGAAGAGUGAAGCAGACCCCCAGAAACCCCUGGAAGACAGGUAUAUAAGGAAUGCAGCUGUUCUUCCAGAGCUCAACGUGCCCCACAACAUUGGAGCCCUAACUACUGAAGAGAGGACUGUGUCAGCUAGUCAGCCAGGACCUCUGAUGAUCCACGGCUUCACCAUACCGGAGUACCAGCAGACGUAUCACUCAGUGGUGGAUCCCUUGCUCUUUAGUCCGAGCUGGAAGCUCGCAGCCUACAGUCUUGAGCUGGGACGUCACAUUAAGGAACAUCUGUUUAAAGAGCUGGCCUACCCCACACUUCAGAUUUCAGAACAGCCAAAUGGAAGGGUGGAGGUGAUAGAGAGAUUUUGCGUGCUCCGUCCUACACCUUUUAUAGACAUAGACAGUAAAGGAGAACCAUGAUGAUAUUCUCCCACAGACUCUUGAUUUACACAAUUUUUGUUUUCCUUGAAUUGUUCAGUUGCUGAAUUUACAUUUCAAAUGUUUGUUGAAGAAGGGGGAAAAAAAACAAACGCAAACCAAAAAGCCCAAAUCUGCAAAAGCUGGAAUUCAAUAAUGCUGUGUACUGUAUGAUCGCUCCCUGUUCAACUGAGCUUCAUUCUGUUUUCUAACAGUUGCAUAAAAAUCUACAUUCAAAACCAGAA